Messenger RNA from Microtus oregoni (creeping vole), 1912 nucleotides. RefSeq names its product pyrimidinergic receptor P2Y6 (gene P2ry6). Lineage: Eukaryota; Metazoa; Chordata; Mammalia; Rodentia; Cricetidae. The transcript is spliced from 4 exons. Gene Ontology annotation, biological process: cellular response to pyrimidine ribonucleotide; G protein-coupled receptor signaling pathway. Gene Ontology annotation, cellular component: plasma membrane. Gene Ontology annotation, molecular function: G protein-coupled UTP receptor activity; G protein-coupled UDP receptor activity; G protein-coupled ADP receptor activity. The record is from RefSeq and is a predicted model, not a curated record. Bases 478 to 1482 code for a protein of 334 amino acids.
CAAGUAGAGGUUGUCCCUCGGUGGGGUGAGGGCUGCAGUGUUUUUGCUGGUGGUUUGCCCAGGAACCUGGAGUAGAGAUGGGCAGAAGAUGCGGCAUCAUAGCGGUACUCCGGGCUGGACACGCAAGUGGCUGCUGUGAGCUGCAUUGAAGGGUCUUCAAAGUUGCCUCAACCCUGACCGACGCUGGGCCACAGGAGACUGUUCUGGGAACACCACAAGGAGCUAACUACUGGGAAGAAGAUGAGCUGUGACUGAAAGAACAUGGGUUUUGAAGGUGGCAUUCAGGCUGGCGUCAUUGGCGUUUUCCUCGGUGAGCUCUCAGUGUGUGCACUGUCCACAGGGGUAAACUAAGAGCCACCAGAGAAACGUGGAGGAACAGAGGACGUGGAGAAACACCAAACCUGGUACUUCCUCAUAAAAGGUCUUCCAUCUGCAUGAGACAGAUUCUCCAAGCAUAGGAAAAGCAGUUGGGCAGUAAUGGAGAGGGACAAUGGCACCAUCCAGACACCAGGCUUGCCGCCCACUACAUGUGUCUACCGUGAGGAUUUCAAGCAACUGCUGCUACCCCCAGUGUACUCAGUGGUGCUGGUGGUGGGCCUGCCGCUGAACAUCUGCGUCAUCGCUCAGAUCUGCGCAUCCCGUCAGACCCUGACGCGCUCGGCUGUGUACAUCCUGAACCUGGCACUGGCAGACCUGCUGUACGCCUGCUCACUGCCCCUACUCAUCUAUAACUACGCCAGAGGGGACCACUGGCCCUUCGGAGACCUGGCCUGCCGCCUCGUGCGCUUUCUCUUCUAUGUCAACCUACAUGGCAGCAUCCUGUUCCUCACCUGCAUCAGCUUCCAGCGCUACCUGGGUAUCUGCCACCCGCUGGCCCCCUGGCACAAGCGUGGCGGUCGCCGUGCUGCCUGGGUGGUAUGUGGAGCUGUGUGGCUGGCCGUGACAGCUCAGUGCCUGCCCACAGCAGUCUUUGCUGCCACGGGCAUCCAACGCAACCGCACUGUCUGCUAUGACCUGAGCCCACCCAUCCUGUCCACCCGCUACUUGCCCUAUGGCAUGGCUCUCACGGUCAUCGGCUUCUUGCUGCCCUUCACAGCCUUACUGGCCUGCUACUGUUGCAUGGCCCGCCGCCUGUGCCGCCAGGAUGGCCCAGUAGGACUUGUGGCCCAAGAGCGGCGCAGCAAGGCAGCCCGUAUGGCCGUGGUGGUGGCGGCUGUCUUCGCCAUCAGUUUCCUUCCUUUCCACAUCACCAAGACAGCUUACUUGGCGGUGCGGUCGACACCCGGUGUCUCUUGCCCUGUACUGGAGACAUUUGCAGCUGCCUACAAAGGAACCCGGCCCUUUGCCAGUGCCAACAGUGUACUGGACCCUGUUCUCUUCUACUUCACACAGCAGAAGUUCCGGCGGCAUCCACGUGAGCUCCUACAGAAGCUCACAGUCAAGUGGCAGAGGCGGAGUCUGAGGCCCCAGGGCAAACCCUGAGGCACUGGCAGCUGCAUAUUUGCCAUGGGGGCCAUGGUGCCAAAAGCUUCCCCCACAAGCCCAAAUUUUACAGAGAAGUAAAACUUGGUUCAACAGGCCUUGGCCCGGCCCUAAAGAAGUUCUACAUCCACCACAAAGCUAAGACACCUGUAUUUCAGGGGCUGGUCAGUUCGUGCUUGUUAUCCCAGAACUCAGGAUGUUAUGACUGGAGGAUAACAAGCUCCAGGCCAGCCUGAUCCAUGGGGAAACCCUGCCUCAGACAAUCCAGAGUUGGGGCUAUAGUUCAGCAGCACAUGCCUAGAGUGUGCUAGCCCCUAGGUUCAAUCCCUAACACUGAAAAAUUCAAUAAAGGUCUUUUCCCCCAACUCUUCUUGUUUACAAGGUGAAGGGGAAGGCUGGGGCAUAAUCUUGAACAUGAAGGCAAGGUCUU